UUCGGCACAAUUCACCACGUCAACGACUUCUCCGAGCGCAUUUACCCGAUCAAGUCAUCAUUGGCGUCGCAUCAGUAUUUGAGCAGCUCGUUCGCAAGCAGCGGUGGAUACUCGUACCUGUGCCACGGUGUUGUGCCGUGCAUGGACUCAAUGUCCCCCAACAACGUGCGUGCGUGCCUUGUGCGACGCACCGUUUUUUGUGCACGCGCCGGCUAAGAGAGAGGGAUAUGCGAACCGAUGCAAGGGCUCCUUUCAACGCUACGCCCAAUUUUGCAGAAGCACUGGGGGAGGAUGUAUGCUAGUCGGAAGAUGUACAUGUACCGCUCCGAAGUGGUGAUUGAAAGCUAUCGGCCAUCAUGCACCUCCACUCCAGCACCCACACACAGCCCUUCGACUGCCUCUGCCACCUCGCCCGACUAAUCGCGCUCCCACCGUGCAGCAAGAGCACGAGCAAGCCAAAGAUACGAUGCCGCACCGCCGUGGACGAACAACGGCGCGUCCUCCUUGAGCAACGCCUGAAAGCCAGCCACGAAGCUCUACUGAGCUCCCUUUCCGGGCCAAAGCCUGACGAUAAGAAAAGUCCCACCGUCGCCGCCGUUCCCGCCGGGCAAGUUGGGAAGCGCAAAAGUCAGCACGAUACCAAGCUCCGCCUCUACCCUCCCGCCAACCUGAUCGUGCUGUGUGGGGAUCUGCAAGCGGAAGUAGAACGGCGAGAGGCUUUGAGGCCGCCGGCGGGCGUGGCGGAGUUGGAGGCGGUGGAGGCGAGCACCUCCUCAGUCUCAGUCUCAGUUGUCGUCUCAGUCUCUGUAGACUUUAGCGCAACGUCGCAAGCUCUCCUCCGUGCAGCUCGGCCCCCACGCUACCUCAUGAAGCGCCAGCGGCGACUGGAGCAAGGGAAGCGGCAGGGACUGCAAGCUGCGAUGGCGUUGCUGGAUGAGCGGCAACUGCGACAGUUGGCUAGGGAGGUGUUGGCGGAGGUUGAGAGACGGGUGCCGGAGGUCGCGGAUGCGGCGGCUGCUGGUCGGAAUGGGGGUGAUGGACGCCGAUCCCGGCUCAGCGGGAUGGGCGAGGCUGUUUCGGAAUCGGUGGAGUGUUUGCUGUGGCAUAAGGAUUUGGAGAGGGUUGUCGGGUCGGCGUGGUAGUCCGUAGUAGUAAAUCGGCACCGCGUUCCCCAUGGACUACAUGACGCUGGUG
Molecule: messenger RNA, 1194 nt
Organism: Baudoinia panamericana UAMH 10762
Lineage: Eukaryota; Fungi; Ascomycota; Dothideomycetes; Mycosphaerellales; Teratosphaeriaceae
Exons: 2
Coding region: 357-1142 (261 amino acids)
Source: RefSeq, a predicted model, not a curated record